This is a messenger RNA of Babesia sp. Xinjiang, 1254 nucleotides long. Its product is annotated as H/ACA ribonucleoprotein complex subunit 4. The record is from RefSeq and is a predicted model, not a curated record. Gene Ontology annotation, biological process: snRNA pseudouridine synthesis; mRNA pseudouridine synthesis; rRNA pseudouridine synthesis. The transcript is spliced from 3 exons. The coding region runs from base 1 to 1254 and encodes 417 amino acids. Gene Ontology annotation, cellular component: box H/ACA snoRNP complex. Gene Ontology annotation, molecular function: pseudouridine synthase activity; RNA binding. Lineage: Eukaryota; Apicomplexa; Aconoidasida; Piroplasmida; Babesiidae.
AUGUCGAAGAAAGCUGAUUUUGUCAUUAAACCACAAAAGGCCGCACCACCAAUCGAUACAUCAGAGUGGCCUUUACUUUUAAAGAACUAUGACAAACUCAACGUAAGGACGGGACAUUACACUCCACUUCCACAUGGAUCAUCGCCAUUGUGCCGGGACAUAGCAAACUAUGUCAAGUAUGGUUUUAUUAACCUUGACAAACCCGCAAACCCGUCGUCACACGAAACCGUAUCAUGGAUUAAACGGAUCCUACGUUGUGAAAAAACAGGACACAGUGGGACACUAGACCCAAAAGUAACGGGAGUACUACUCGUUUGUUUAGACAGGACAACACGUUUAGUCAAAUCUCAACAGAGCCACGGAAAGGAAUACGUAGCAAUAGUCAAGUUCCAUUCGGCACCUGAAAGUAGAGCAAAGGUUGAAAAAGCACUUCAGACCCUAAGUGGAUGCCUAUUCCAGCGACCACCGCUCAUCUCGGCAGUCAAGCGCCAACUCCGCGUCAGGACUAUACACGAGACUAAAAUAUUAGACUACGAUGAACAUAGAGCUAUGGCAACAUUCUGGGUUAAAUGUGAAGCUGGGACUUAUAUUCGUACAUUAUGCAUACACCUGGGACUGCUACUAGGCUGUGGAGCCCAUAUGCAGGAGCUACGCAGGGUCAAAUCAGGACAUAUCUCGGAAUACGAUAACAUGGUGACCAUGCACGAUGUAUUGGAUGCGCAGUAUCUACUGGAUAACACUAAUGACGAAUCAUACCUACGUAGGGUCAUAUCGCCAUUAGAAAGGCUGCUAACAGAUUACAAGAGGAUUGUAGUCAAGGACAGUUGUGUCAAUGCAAUUUGCUAUGGAGCCAAACUCAUGAUACCCGGGGUACUAAGGUUCGAAAAUAAUAUCGAACUACACGAAAUAAUUGUACUCAUCACAACCAAAGGAGAAGCUAUCGCUCUAGGCAUAGCACAGAUGCCUACCGCAGUGAUCGCUUCAGUUGAUCAUGGUGUGGUAUCCGUGAUCAAGCGGGUUAUCAUGGACCGUGACACUUACAGUUUGCGUUGGGGGUUCGGGCCUCGUGCAACGGAAAAGAAACGUUUACAGUCUGCAGGGAUGCUGGACGAACGUGGAAAACCAAACGAAAAAACACCAAACACAUGGAUUAAUAGUGAAGGGUACAUCCCACCAAUGAUCGGUGAAGAUGCAAAGAAACGCAACCAGGAAGAUGAACAUUCGGAGGUAGCUAACAAGAAACCUAAAAACUAA